Messenger RNA from Anolis sagrei ordinatus, 3539 nucleotides. It is a transcript of the gene MAPK14, whose product is annotated as mitogen-activated protein kinase 14. Gene Ontology annotation, biological process: protein phosphorylation; p38MAPK cascade. NCBI's taxonomy places the organism in Eukaryota, Metazoa, Chordata, Lepidosauria, Squamata, Anolidae. The record is from RefSeq and is a predicted model, not a curated record. Gene Ontology annotation, cellular component: nucleus; cytoplasm. Gene Ontology annotation, molecular function: ATP binding; MAP kinase activity.
GGGGCAUCUCGCUGGGAGUUUUUUUUUUUCCCUCCGUCACCCGGAAGUCUCGCGAGACCUCCGCGAUCGAUUGGUUCUGGCAUCUAAGGAAGAAGGGGAGGUCGGGAGAAGUCAGGCGCGGGCGAGUCCUCGUCGUUGCGGGGCUGAAGCGGGCUUCUUCCAGGGCGACCGCAAGCCUCCUUACGCUGAGGGGGAAGGCUUUUUGCAGGGGGUGGGGUGGGGGCCCUAAAAGCAGUUCCCAAGGAUAGAGGCGCCCCGUGUUUCCCCUGCAGCGGCACGAGGCGUCCGGGCCAGCUGAGGCAGCGGUUGGGCGCGCGCGCAGCAAAGAGAGAGAGAGAGUGUGUGUGAGUGAGUGAGGGAGAGACCCCUCCCCUUUCCCCCCUCCCCUCUGAAGGGGGCGGAGCCAAGGGUCCCGCGCGAGGGUCUCCCUCCCUCCAGGCCGCGCUGGGCGGGGCGGGCCCGGGGUCGCGAUGACCCACGAGCGGCCCAAGUUCUACCGGCAGGAGCUGAACAAGACCAUCUGGGAGGUCCCCGAGCGGUACCAGAACCUCUCGCCGGUGGGCUCCGGGGCCUACGGCUCGGUCUGCUCCGCCUUUGAUACGAAAACUGGCUUGCGUGUGGCUGUGAAGAAAUUGUCCAGACCAUUUCAGUCCAUCAUACAUGCCAAAAGGACUUAUCGUGAACUACGUUUGCUUAAGCAUAUGAAGCAUGAAAAUGUUAUUGGUCUUCUAGAUGUUUUUACACCUGCAAAAUCGCUAGAGGAAUUCAAUGAUGUAUAUCUUGUAACCCAUCUCAUGGGGGCAGAUCUGAACAAUAUUGUGAAAUGUCAGAAGCUUACAGAUGACCACGUACAGUUUCUUAUCUAUCAAAUUCUUCGUGGUUUGAAGUAUAUUCAUUCUGCUGACAUAAUACACAGAGAUUUAAAACCUAGCAACCUAGCUGUAAAUGAGGACUGUGAGCUGAAGAUUUUGGAUUUUGGAUUGGCACGGCAUACAGAUGAUGAGAUGACAGGAUACGUAGCAACCAGGUGGUACAGAGCUCCUGAGAUCAUGCUGAACUGGAUGCAUUACAAUCAGACAGUUGAUAUUUGGUCAGUUGGAUGCAUUAUGGCUGAACUAUUGACUGGAAGGACACUGUUCCCUGGUACAGACCAUAUUAACCAGCUUCAGCAGAUUAUGCGUCUGACGGGGACACCCCCUGCAUAUCUCAUUAACAGGAUGCCCAGCCACGAGGCAAGGAACUACAUACAGUCAUUGUCUUAUAUGCCGAAGAUGAAUUUUGAAAAUGUAUUUAUUGGUGCCAAUCCACUGGCUGUGGACCUGUUGGAGAAGAUGCUUGUGCUGGACACAGACAAACGAAUUACUGCUGCUGAAGCUUUGGCUCAUACUUAUUUUGCUCAGUAUCAUGACCCAGAAGAUGAACCAGUGGCAGAUCCCUACGAUCAGUCUUUUGAAAGCAGAGAACUGGAUAUAGAGGAAUGGAAAAGCCUGACCUAUGAUGAAGUAGUUAGCUUUGUGCCACCACCGCUUGACCAAGAGGAAAUGGAGUCCUGAGAAUCUGUUUGUCUUUGUUCCAUAUCACUGUGAGGAGAAGGCCUUUCCCAUGAGGAUUCUCCACAUAUCAUACAAGUGCCUCUUGCCGUGAAGAUUCUCCUUGGUGGAGGGGGAGGGGGGUUGUGUGUUUUUGUGUAUGUUGAAUGGAGGAGUUGAAGGGGAUGAGAACGAAGAUUUGGAGAAAAGUAUUUAUGCAGUAACUGUAUAAAUAAUUUGCAUGUUCUCUUGUAUUUUUGUAUACAGUUUGGGACAUGCUUCUGAAAACCUGUUUGAUUGCUUUUUAGCCUUUACUGUUGGCAACCAGCUUUCACUGCUCCGGGUCAAGGCAGACAUUAUGCAGGGAAGCUGAGAUUUCAAAUUCUCAGUAGUAAUUUCUUGCCAUUAAAUGGCUCUUCUACCCAGAUGAGACUUGGAUAAUGCAAGCUGAACUAUUACUUGAACUGUGCCCUCUGCUUUUUAGAAUGAGAGAAGAGAGGGUAAGGGAUGUCUUUCCAUUCCAUGCCAUGCCAGCUGCUUUUCUUCCCAGUAUUUGUAUAGCAGGAAGGAUGAUGCCAUGAAGGGCUGUCUCUUGGGAGCUUCUUGUCUGAAACAGUGUAAAAAAAGAAGUUUGUGCCUUAAAUUACUAAGGGAAAAUAGAGUCUGUGUUAGUCCUCUGUAUAGUGGACCUGUAAGCUUGCUGCUUCCAAGGGUCUGAGUCACAGGAUUCAUGUAUUACUAACUGGUGGCUAUGGCCAAAAUGCAUCUCUUUCAGUGAUAUGAUGUAUUCCCAUAUUAAUUGGAUUUUGUCAUUUGCCUUUCUGUGCUGCCCAGCCCUGAGAUCUUUCAGCAGCAGGUUCCAUCAAGCUGCCUGUUAUAUUUUUGUAUCUUCUUAAUGUGGCAUGUGUGUAUAUUGUGAUAUGUGUUCAUUGUAGGGCUUGCUUGUAUUUCCUUGGAAGAGGCCCUGGGGAGGUAAAUCAGCUUAAUAAUUGCUGCGUUCAAUAUCAUAGUGUCAUGAGGAAUCACAGCAUCCAUAUGUUUUUAUUACACUUAAUGUUGACAUUGUGGGCACUUUUUGAUGAAAGGGUGCUGAUGAAUAUGCACCUUUCUGUGAGCUUCCUUAGGGGGCUUUAAAAAAUAAAUUGUUUUAUCAGCUUGCAUUAACUCAGAACAAGAUUCACACCAUUGUAUUCCUAGAUGAUAGAAAUCAAGUAACCUUGAAAUUUCCCUACUUAUGAAUUUUGUGGGCUUCGGGGGCACCGGUUCAAGUAUUUUGUGUUCAUCAGGUAUUUUAGGUAUCCAAGAUCCUAUUUUUAAAAUAUUUUCUGAAAUUUAUAUAAAUGCAGGUAUCAUGCAUGGACUGUAUGCCUGUCUCUGAAAGAGUGUAAAGCUUUGCAGUAUUUUUGUUGUUCAAAUGGAUGUGGGAUUUUUGUGUAUUUAUCCCUUUUGUACAGAGAAGCCGUGAAAGUGAAAAAGGCAUGUGAAUAAUAAAGCCAUCAGAUCCUUCCUUUCUAGUGAUCUCCCUUCAGGUCCGUCCCGUUGUAAAGAAACUUGGGCUUGGGGUCCAGAGAGCAGCAUUCCUUCAUGCGUUUUGCUUGGAGGCCUUCUUAAGACCAAACAAAAUCAGCUCUUCUACUGGACGUACAGUCUUGAGUAUUCAGAUGGAAAUGUAGAUAUACUCUGUAAAACAUACAUGAUUAUUUUUCUCUGUCAUUAUAUGUGUAAGCUGCCAUGUGACUUUCAUGCAGAUGUACAACAAAAAGAAUUUGAGAUAUAUUUAUGAGUGGGAUUAUCUCAAAGAAGAGACUGUAUGGGAGCCCCUGUGGAGUGCAAUCCUUGUCGCUAGUGUGAUGCUGUUCUACUGCCUGAACUCUGGACAGAAAGUACACACUGUAAAGAAACGUUCUGCAUAUUUUUUAUGUAUCUAGUAACUUUGCUGUAACUGGUUAUGCCAUAUAGGAAAUCCCACAAUGCCACUGGUUUUAAAAUAAACCUAUUUUUCAGACUUCA